Quercus robur (English oak) is the source of this 756-nucleotide messenger RNA. Its product is annotated as F-box protein At3g07870-like. NCBI's taxonomy places the organism in Eukaryota, Viridiplantae, Streptophyta, Magnoliopsida, Fagales, Fagaceae. The record is from RefSeq and is a predicted model, not a curated record. The coding region runs from base 1 to 756 and encodes 251 amino acids. The transcript has a single exon.
AUGUAUUUUUGGAAUCCAAGCAUUAGAAAGUUUAAGAAGGUUCAACUUACUCCCUUGAAUAUUCAUGAUGCAGUUGUUUAUGGACUUGCGUAUCAUUAUCAAGACAAUGACUACAAGAUUCUAAGAAUUAUUUUUGAUCCAAUUUUUCAUCAACGAAACGUAAAGCCAAAGCCAGCUGAGGCUGAGAUUUACACAUUGAGUACCGAUUCUUGGAGAAGGGUUGUAAUAUCUGUGGAGUCCUCAAGUGGGUCUAAACCCAUUGAGUCAGUUCAUUAUGAACUUAAGGGUCCCCCUUGCUUUGUAUUUUUUAAUGGAGCCCUACACUGUAUAGCACGUUCUCAGGACCACAAAUUCAUUAUGUAUUUUGACGUUAAUGAUGAGAGAUUCCGUGAGAUAUUGCUGCCUCAAAAUUACUUAGAUGGACUUAUUUCUCGUUAUUCACAACAUCUGGCAGUGUUCAAGGGAUUGCUGGCUUUGAUUGUUUUUGAUGGAAAUAGUAAAAUAUUCCAUAUAUGGAUGAUGAAGGUGUAUGGUGUGGCAGAGUCUUGGAUUAAGAAAAGUGUACCGAUGAAAGAAGAUUUAUGGUUUUUAGGCAUCACUGUCAAUGGGGAACUUCUGAUUCAAAAGUUUAACCCCUUUCGGACGCUUGCAUUUCACCCUGAGAGUUUAAAUGAGGAAAUUCUUGAAAUUCCAGAUUAUAGAUGUAUGUACACAGAUUUUUGGGUGGAGAGCCUACUUUUACUUGAUGGGAUUUAA